Molecule: messenger RNA, 1614 nt
Organism: Pyrenophora tritici-repentis Pt-1C-BFP
Lineage: Eukaryota; Fungi; Ascomycota; Dothideomycetes; Pleosporales; Pleosporaceae
Product: ProP, Permease major facilitator superfamily
Biological process (GO): transmembrane transport
Cellular component (GO): plasma membrane
Molecular function (GO): transmembrane transporter activity
Source: RefSeq, a predicted model, not a curated record
AUGCCUGGCACAGGUGAUACAGUCGAAAUGGCAAACAUCCCAGGGACAGUCCAUCUCGUGGACCUAGACCACAGCAUGCAAGCCCGCCAUGCAGGCGACGGAGAAAUUAUCCUCAAUCCAGCCCCAUCCAACGACCCUGACGACCCCCUCAACUGGUCUCCGCGCCGCAAACUCACAUCCACAAUAUGCGUCAACCUAUACACGUGGAUGGUAGGUAUAGCAGUAUCCACCGUCUACUCCGUCCUCGUGCCUCUUUCAGAAGCCUCAGGCGUCUCCGUAUCCACACUGAACGAAGGCACGGGAUACAUGUUCCUGUUUCUAGGCUGGAGUCUACUCUUCUGGCAGCCGUUCGCUCUGCGGUACGGGAAGAGGCUUACAUUCCUACUUUCUAUUACUGGGGCUAUCGGGACGAGUAUAUGGAGUGCAUAUGUCAAAAGCAACGGCGAAUGGAUAGCUCGAUGUAUACUAACAGGUUUCUUCGUUGCGCCCGUGGAAGCGCUACCAGAGAUUUCCGUGACUGAUGUUUACUUCACGCAUCAGCGCGGGUAUUACAUGGGAUUCUACGCCUUUUCCCUCGCGGGAAGCAAUUAUUUCGCACCGAUUAUUAGUGGGUUCAUCUCAGAGGGCCAGGGCUGGCAGUGGGUGUUUUAUUGGCCGGCGAUAUUUCUGGCGUGUACGCUCGUGGUUUUGUUUCUGCUGAUGGAGGAGACGAAUUAUACGAGAAAGAUUGAGGGUGUAGUUGUGAGAACGGGCGAGCUGGGGCCCGGUGGGAAGAAUGACGUCGAUGAAGAGAGGGCUGAGGCGAAGACUGCGCAUUCGAGUGCGAGUGGGGAGGUUAAGGGCGCUUCGACGAAGACUUUUGCGCAGAAAUUGUCGGUGUGGCAAUCUUCGCCUGGAACAAACCUUUUGGAGCGUGCUAAGCGGAGUUUGAUGUAUCUGAGCUGGCCGGUCAUUUUCUACUCGGGGUUCAGCUACGGGUCCUACCUCAUCUGGUUCAACGUUCUCAACGCUACCGCGUCCAUUAUCCUUGGCGGACCGGGCUACAACUUCAAACCGUCUAUGGUAGGACUGAGCUACGUAUCAUGCUGUAUUGGUGUCAUUUUUGGAGCGGUCUUCUCCGGGCGCUUGAGCGACUGGCUUACGAUCAAACUUGCGCGAAGGAACAACGGCGUUAUGGAAGCUGAGCACCGCUUAUGGCCCUUCGCAGCAUGUCUGAUCAUGGUGCCGGCUUUCUUGAUCCUAUGGGGUGUUGGAGCGGCACAUGGUAUACACUGGUUUGGACUGGUAUUUGCUAUGGGAUGUGUGGCAUUUACGUCGUCUGUUGGUGUCACACUAAGCGUGAACUACAUGAUCGAUAGCUACCACGACAUUAGUGGGGAUGCCAUCGUGACGGUGAUUCUGAUCCGCAAUACCAUGUCAUUUGCGAUUAGUUAUGGUAUUACCCCUUGGUUAAGGGAUUUGGGGUACCAGAAUUGCUUCAUCUCAUCGGCAUUUGUCGGUAUGGCUGCGUCAGCAGUCUUCCUUGUCAUGAUCAAGUAUGGCAAAGGUAUGCGUGUUAGAAGUAGUGGCAAGUACUACAGUAUUGUCAGUGCCGAUAAGGGCUUGAUGACGUAG